UUUUAAAUUCAAUUCUGUGUACCCAAAAAAUUAAAAUGGAGGAAAUAUAAACAUAACGUGAUUUUUAAAAUUCAUUUAAUAAAUGAAGGCACGCAGAAGUGAAAGUAUACAAAGUUCAAUCUUGAUUUGAAGAAAAAUUACAAUGCCAAGCGCAGGGGGUGGUUCGGUAAAUUCCGGAACACCAAGACGAAAUUCCACCAAAAACAAACCUCCAAUAGAAUCUGAUGAUCCGCCACUUGUUCUUCCUCCUCACAGUAGGCCUGAAAGUCCCGACAGUCGAGUGUCGUCUGCUCGCAGCAGACGGACAGAUCCCGCUGGUCUUAUCACAGAUUUAACUCGCUUAAAAGAAAUCACACAUGAUGAAAGAAUCCAAAGCCCCGCAUACAGAAAACUUUUGGGUGAUUUUGGUUCCGAAGAACUUCCACAAACUGAUUUUAAUGUUGAACAAGAAGGACUUGAACCAAGAGACACUGUGUUCUUUGGGGGUGAUAUUGAGGGUCAGAUUAAGGAAGCUGAUGAUGAAAUUGAGGACAUUGAGGACGAUCUGGAUGAGGAGUUCGGGGAGGACCUCGAUAACAUCUCCUCCAUUGGUUCAGACGAGGAGGCGCGCGCAGCAGAGUAUGACACAGAUCUGGAAGUGGACGCCGAUAAAUUGAUCUUCCCAGAGAAGUACGAUCAUGACACUACUGGAAAAUCUGUAUAUCUAAAGAAAUGUGAAGAAAUUGGUGUUCAGCCCAUUACGUAUUUUAUAAACCACAUGCAAGACACUCAACUUGUUAUGAAGCAUCACAGUCUUGGUCCCCAAGGAAUGAAAGCCAUUGCCAAACCACUAGAGGUUAAUACAGUCAUAGAGAAAAUUGACCUUGAAGGGAAUUACAUCCUGGGAGAAGGCGCCAUUUACCUGACGAAGGUCCUCAGGGAGAACGUUUACGUCACAGAACUGAUUUUAUGUGAUAACAAAAUCGGCAACGAUGGAGCGCAAGCAUUGUGUGAACUUUUGUCCGAAAAUAAGACAAUCAUUCACUUGAACUUAACAGGAAAUGAUAUCGAGGAUUCUGCCGCUGAAGCGUUCUAUGAAAUGUUAACGAGAAAUGCCUCGAUCAAGACACUAAUGCUUCGCCACAAUAAGUUUGAAGAUGUUGGAGCCCAAUGGUUUCACGAUUCCAUGAAUGAAAAUGUCACAUUAGAGACUUUAGAUUUAAGUUUUAAUCGAUUCCAAAACAAAGGUUGUGUUCUUCUUGCACAAGCUCUCAAGGACAAUGUUGGGCUGAAAUAUCUAGACAUUAGUAUGAAUGGUUUUGGUCUAGAGGGCGCUCGAGCUCUAGAGGGCGCUUUGAAGGAAAAUAAGUACCUUACAGAUCUGAAUAUUAGUUACUGUCGGAUCCCGGACGAGGCUGCAGUUCAUAUUGCUGGUGGUCUACAGCAUAACGACACCCUGGAAAAACUGAACAUUGGGUAUAAUCCCCUCCAAGAAGAUGGAGCGGAGAAAAUUUUGACAGCUGUUCAUGUAAACCAAAGCAGUGUUUUGAAACUCUUAGACUUUGGUAUCCUCAUGGUGAAAAAAUCGUUCAAAGAGCUUGAGGGACAGUUGGCGGAGGAGAGGGGUCUGAAAACGAUCUAUGGUGGGGUUUUACCUGACUGCCCACGCACGAAACUCAGAGGGGAAAUCGACGCCUUGAAAAUGUUUAUGAGAGAUCCUAUGGCCAAGCUAAAAGCCUACGUAGAAAAAGAGGGGUACCGAAUGGUGGAUCUUUUGAAAUCUUUCGAUAGAGAUCAGAGUUUUACUAUUUCAUUGGAGGAAUUGAAGGAGGGUGUUAGGAGGUGUAAUAUUGAUCUUACUGACCCCGAAAUCUCCAAGCUAAUGAAACAACUGGACAAGGAUGGCAAUGGUGAAAUAGACUUCAGUGAGCUUCUUCAAGGAAACGAUGAGUUAAUUUUGAAGAAAAGAGCAGUGAAGAAAUUCAUGCAGGCAAACGACCAAAAGAAAUCAUUGGAAGAAACUCAUGCUGAAUCCAAAGCCGAACCGAAAUCUUAUAUGUCCAUGUUGGAUAGCUAGUCAUCUUACAGAAGAUUUUCGAUGAAACAUACUUUCUUUAAGUUCUGUCAAGAAAAAUGCAGGAUCGAAUAUUCAGAAUCCGAGAGAAUGAAAUAUUUACUCUUCACAUAAACAUUGCAUAAGCAGAUUUUGAUAUUUGCAGGAAAUGAAAUCUUUAAAAAAUGUUAAUUUCUUUGAUAAAAAAAAACCAAGCAGAUGAAACGUUUACUGUGGAGAGUAGAGAGGCGGGAAGAAUUAAUUUGGCAAAUUCUAGAUAUAGUCAAAACUUAAUUUUCCAGAAAUCUGGGUCACUGCUUUAUACAGUGUCUUUAAUUAUGCAUAUUUUUUAGCAGCAUAAAAUAGUUACCUUAAUAUUUCAUUUUGUUUAUAUACAUAACUCAUUACAGUAUUUAUCCUUGUAUUGGUGUUGAACAAGGUGUGCCAUUGUGCCAUUUUGUUUUUGUUGCAUUUUGUACAUAGUGAUAUUCUUCUGUGAUAUAGUAUGAGCGAUGCAAUGUGAUGAUUAUAUCAAAUGAUCAUAACUGUUUGUGUAUGCAAAUAAGUUGUAAAUUAUCUUACUUUGAAUUAAACAAAUCAUUUGACUUAAAUCUCAAUGUUAAUUGAGAAAUACAUGUAAAUACUAGAACUGAUUCUUUAUAUUCUUCAUGAAUAUUUGAAUUUGGUUUCCCAUUUGCUCAAGCGUAUAGAAAUUGCUAAACAAUAUUUAAAUAAAUCUGA
This is a messenger RNA of Saccostrea cuccullata (small rock oyster), 2773 nucleotides long. Its product is annotated as leucine-rich repeat-containing protein 74B-like. The transcript is spliced from 12 exons. NCBI's taxonomy places the organism in Eukaryota, Metazoa, Mollusca, Bivalvia, Ostreida, Ostreidae. Gene Ontology annotation, molecular function: calcium ion binding; protein binding. The coding region runs from base 143 to 2056 and encodes 637 amino acids. The record is from RefSeq and is a predicted model, not a curated record.